This is a messenger RNA of Rotaria sp. Silwood2, 1509 nucleotides long. Lineage: Eukaryota; Metazoa; Rotifera; Eurotatoria; Philodinida; Philodinidae. The record is from the annotation of a GenBank genome assembly.
AUGUCUAGCAAUAAACGAGAAUCGAAUGGAACAAAACCAAAGAUAGAUACAUCGAAGCCGCAUAAAUCGAGAAGAGCUCUAUCAGCAGCACCAACAGCAGCAAAGAGUACAUCGAGUGCAGGUGAAUCGAAGGCAACAACAACGAAAAAAAUAACAUCGGAGGCAACCAAUUUGGCAUCAAGUGUAGCAGCAACAUCCGUAUCUAAGCCCAAUGCAUCUAUGAUAACUCCUUCGGUAACAAAUGUGUUGGCAGGAGACUCAUCGACAUCAAAUACAAUAACUGCAACAACCAAACCUUCAACUUUCACUGUUUCACUCUACGCACUGAGAUACUUCAUUGAUUCGGACAAUGUAAAAUUGCAAGCAGUUUUUGGUUCUAAACUUGUACAAGAUUUUAAAGAAAUUGCUCGAUUGUCCAAAGACAAGAAGCGGGAUUAUAUUCCAUCUGUGUUUCAACUAUCUGCUAAUAUUCAGAUAGACGUCGAUGAUAUUCCUUAUAUUCUGAUGGGAAAAGUUCGCCAUCGUUGUACAGAUUAUUACUUACAUGUGGAGAAGUCAACUUUAUUUUUUCAGAAUCCUAAAUGUGACGAAAUAGCACGAAGAUCGAUAAACAGCAAAAUUUCAUCCAUUCAAUUUCUUUUUGAUUUACGCUUUCCACCUGGUACUGAUAAAGCUAUUCUCGUUUGUUUAGAUUCUAUAUCAGAUGCUAUUAUAAAUGUUGGCUCAAAUAUAAAAAAUAAAAUAUUUAUUCAAGAGUUCGAAAGAAAAUUUAAAGAAGAAUAUUUUCUUCCAUAUGAAUAUCAAAUAAAAACGAUGCAAACUAUUAAUAAUCCUCUGAUAAUUUUGAUCGAAUUGUAUCAGCGAAAAGAAGCCAGUCAUCUAGUUACACGUCUUCUUGAGAUAUGUUGUGAUGCAAUUAAUAUUACACAUGAUGAAUUACUUCAACAUACGUUGGAAAGACCAUCAAAUAAUACUUUAACAUAUAUUAUAUUAUGCGAAAAUUGUUUUAUAAAAAUACCUAUUCGUCUAAAUAUACUUGAUCAGCUUACAAAAUUCUGGAAUAUAUGGGAGCAAAAAGGACUACAAGCUCGUCAAAUAAGAUGCUGGCAAAUUUUUACUUUCAAUCAACGAUAUUAUUUCAAUGAAAUAUGGAAUAUUGUUGAAAAAUUUGCAAAGAAAAAGUACUCCGUUAAUCGAUUAUUUGAUACGCAAUAUCAAGAAAUGCUUCGGAUAAUAAAAUUGAAAGAAAAUAUUGUUAACUGUCUAAAUGCAUACUGUUCAGAAGAUAGUGACAAGGCAAAUUAUUUAAAACUGCUUCAGUCUAUGCAGCUACAAAUUGAUGACGGAGCAGUACAUGGGAUUGUUGUUGAGCCCGAACUUAAAAAGCUUCAACCUUUAGCCAUUCGUCUUAGUCAUGUUUCAAAAUCAAAUGCCUGGAUGCAUUACUAUACUAAACAACUCGAAAAUAAAUCUAGUCUGCUAACUAUUAAUGUAGAUCUUCCAUCAUAA